UGCCGUGCCGUUGACACUUUUGUAUCUGGCUGUAUCCGUAUCUGUAUCUCAAUCUCACUGACCAACUACCGCAAGCGCAAAUGCAAAUGUAAUCUGCAAACUGCAAAAUGCAAUCUGCAAUCUGCACACACCUGAAUCUCAGCUCAGCUCAGCUCAACUUUUAAACGUUUAAUCCUCGAACUGCCUACGAAACCAACCAAACCAACCUAUCAGCCAACCUGAACCAAUCAACAAAUCAACCUAUCAACGGUCUACCGCAACUGGCAAAUUAAACGGCUUUAGUUUCUGUGUGAAUAAAAGAAUAGCUCAAAGAAAGCACUCGCCCAGUCGACAGUCGAAUAGCAACAUCAGAAGCAGCAGCAACAAACACCAGCCACUGCAACUGCAACAGCAACGGCAGCAGCAGCAGCAGCAUGCUCAACUCGAAUGCCAGCAGUGGCAACUUGGGCAACGGCAACAACAACAACAACAAUCAUGGGGGCAGCAGCCGGCGACCCUUUUCCCGCAACUCCUCAUCGGUCCGCUCGCAUCGCGGCGGAGGGGGCGGAUUGGGCGGACGUAUGCUCUACUCGCCACACCCACAUCCGCACGCCCACGUCCAGCAGCAGCAGCAACAACAGCAGGGACAGCAGCGGUCCAGCAACAACAACAACAGCCUUUUACCUGGACACAGUCCCUGGUGCAACGUCAAUUUGAACGGCGGCAACAGCAAUAACAACGGUGGCAACAUCAACAACAACAAUAACAACAACAAUGUCAAUAACAAAGAUGCAAACCCAAAUUGCGAUGUACAAACAAGUAAUUCUAGCGGAACUUGUAUUUAUAACAAUAGCAAAGCGCAUCAUCAUCACAACAACAGCAACAACAAUGGUCACACUCAGAGCCACAGUCACACUAAUCACCCCCAUUCGCAUUCCCCCCCAGUACACCAAAGUCACCACCACCCCCAAGUGCACACCCCCCAUUACCAACAACACCCGCAUUCGAGUCCACCACAGCAGUAUAACAGUUACCGCCACAGUUACCCACCCACCACGCAUUCCCACAACUCCCCACACGGCAAUGGGCAUACUAACAGCAACACUAGCAAUCCGAGUAGUCAGCGUCCUCCUCAGCAGCCUUAUGGUAGUAGUCCCCAUACCCCGGCCCAUGCCAAUCCGAACCAGCAUAAUUCCUACCCCACUUACUAUGAGAUGUGUCCGGGAAGCAGUGGCUCUGGAUCGCAGAGCCACACCUAUGGAUCCAUGUCCGUUUCCCUGGUGAGACUGAAUCCCGCCCGUUUGUGCCUAACACUAGCACCUGUCACGCCUCCCGCCCCCCAGCGCGUAGUGUCCUUCAACGCCAGAUCCCAUUCCAAUUCCAGUUCCAAUUCUCGCAGCUCCAGCGAUCAGAAUCAUUAUAACCCACCGCCAAUUGGUCAGAACCAGAACCAGAACCAAAAUCAGAACCAUCAUCCCAACCCACAUCAGUACCAGUACCAGUACCAUCCGCAACACCAGUACCAUCCAUUGCAUAACCCACAGCAACAGACUAAUCGCCAAUCCCUCCCGCUAACACGAACGAAUUCAAAUUCAACCAACGCAACAACUUUCAAUUCAACCAAUCCAACAACAAAUAGUAAUCCUACUGAUGUUGUGAAUGUAAAUUCUUGUACCGAUAUAAUUCCUUAUGGGUCUUCGUCUGCGUCUGCUUCGUCGAUGCUGCCCCAACAACCACAACAACAACAUCAAAUUAAUAACGCAUCCGCACCCAUCAAUAGCCACAGCCAGGGACAGGGGACCGGGAACGGAAACGGAAACUCGCCCAAUCUUGGCCACAACCACCAGCGUGGCUACAACAACAACAACGGCAACAACCGGGGUCUCGGGAAUGGAAUCGGUAAUGGUAAUGGUAAUGCCAACGGACCUCCCGAUUACAUCAACUACCGACGUGGCCUAUGUCCGGCCCUAUCGCGGGACUACUCCGGCAAUGGCAACGGCAACGGACACGGCCACAAUGGACGCCGCUACAUGUCCGAUCAUCUGAACAACGCCUCCUCAUCGAUGAACGGCCUCAUGAACUCCGGACACCACCAGCGCAACUACAACGAUAGGAACUUGAAUAAUCACUUUGGAAACUCUGAUCAGGGCGGACCAGACCAUCGGGAUAGAGCUGAGGGCUCUUCGUACAACUUUAUGCGGAACGGAGGCGGUAGCGGAGGAGGCUACGGACGCAAUGGAUCGCACUACCAGCACAUGGCCUAUGGAAACAACAACGGUGCCUCCACAUCCUCCGGUGGGCCGGGGCUAAUGGGUGAACUGCCCUCGGGAUCUGGCUUGUCGGGUUCCUCGCUGUCGCUGAACAACGGACCAGGACCCGGCGGCCUUAACUCGGACAGUCCGUCGCGAAAGCGUCGCCGCAUCUCCGGAAGGCCACAGAACGGACCGCAGCCCCAGCACCGCUGUUUAAUGGCUCACAUGCAGCAGGGAAGUCCGCCGCUUAGACGUCCGCGAUUGCGCGAUGUGGCCACCUCUACGCAGCAGCAACAGCAGUACGGCCAGCAGGUGCACCAUCCCCAGCAACAGCAGCAGCAGCAGCCGCCUUCCAACUACCACCCGAUGCACCACCAUCAACCCCAGCCCCACUACGUCCCCCAACAGCAGGUGCCACCGCCGCAUGUCCAGCGUUCCCCUUGGGAUUUGGGCGGCAGUGGAGGAAGCGCCGGUGGAGCAACCUCUAGCAGCUCGGUGGGACCCAUUUUGCAGCAGGUGCAGGCGCCGCCGCAGCCACCGAGUCACCAGCAAACGGUGGGCUAUCCGCCGGCACCGCCGCAACCCACCUCCCUGAUGGUGGACCUCAAUCUGAACCAGGUGCCGGUGAGCCUGCAGCUGCGUCCCUCUGAGCCCUUCUGGGCCUCCUUCUGCACGUAUCCGAUACCGGCGCAGGCCAGGUUGGCCCCGUGUCACCUGCACGGCGUCUACACGCAGCCCUUCCCCGCCGCCCCGCCUCCAGGAUUGGCUGCGCCGCCGCUCCAGCAACAACAUCAGCCGCUUAUUCAGGCCCAGCAAAUGAUUGCCCAGGCCACGCUGUCUGCCCAGCAGCAGCAACGGGAUGUGGUGGCCAUUGCGACGGCCAAUCUGGGACCCAUUGAUGCAGCCGGUGCCCACGGCCAUCCGCACGCCCAUCCACAUGCCCAUCCGCAUGCCCAUCAGCUGCCGCCGGGCAUCCACAUCACCCCGUUGAGCGGAGCAGCGGCUGCGGCCGCUACCCACCAUCUACAUUCCACGGCGGCAGCAGCAGCGGCCGUCGCCGCCCAAGCCAGCGCCCAGAUGUCCGCCGGGCCGCAGCAGAUCAUCAUCUCGUCGGACCGCCGCACAUUCCCGCCCCACCGCCGCAUACCGCGCUUCUGGCCGGCGAACCACGGCCAUCGCCACGUCCUGCCGCCCCAGUCGCUCGCCGCCCACCAAGCUCCGGUGCAGAUCCAGGCCACCUCGGGCAUCAUCAACCCCGGCUUCUUGCUUAACUUCCUGGCCAUGUUCCCCCUGUCGCCGUACAACCAACAUGAUCUGAGCUCCGGCGACACCAACGAGACGGAGAACUACGAGGCGCUGCUCAGCCUGGCCGAGCGUUUAGGAGAGGCCAAGCCAAGGGGACUCACCCGCAAUGAGAUCGAUCAGCUGCCCAGCUACAAGUUCAAUCCGGAGGUGCACAAUGGCGAUCAAUCAUCCUGUGUGGUGUGCAUGUGUGACUUUGAACUGCGCCAGCUCCUGCGCGUCCUGCCUUGCUCCCACGAAUUCCAUGCCAAGUGUGUGGACAAAUGGCUGCGGUCGAAUCGCACCUGCCCGAUUUGCCGGGGCAACGCAUCCGACUACUUCGAUGGAGCCGAUCAGCAGCAACAGGCACAGGCGGCAUCCGGAGCAGCGGCCGCCUUGAGCACCACUUCCGGCGGAAAUGCCGGAGUGGCGGGAACUUCCGCGGCAGCGGCAGCCACCGCCAAUCCGCAGCAGAGCCAAGCGGCUUAGAGCCGUCGUAAUCGUAUUCCACCACACACCUCCAGCUUUGGCUUUUCCGGGCGAUGAGUGGUCGAGGCGGGGU
Molecule: messenger RNA, 4074 nt
Organism: Drosophila takahashii
Lineage: Eukaryota; Metazoa; Arthropoda; Insecta; Diptera; Drosophilidae
Source: RefSeq, a predicted model, not a curated record